AUGCUCGCUAAAACAGUGAUUAUAAUCGCCGCACUAUGCAGUUCAAGCACAGCAAAAUGGCUCUGGUCGAACUCACCAGCCAGCACUUCUGAUGUGAUACAACAAGCAUAUCCAUUGGGGAAUGGACGCCUUGGAUUAAUGCCUGCUGGAGAACCCGGGUUUGAAUCAAUAAAUAUCAACUUAGACAGCCUCUGGACCGGUGGACCUUUCGAGAAUGCGACUUACUCCGGAGGCAAUCCAGCAAGCGACAGAUCUCACUCCCUUCCUGGGAUACGCGAGGAAAUCUUCCGAAAUGGCACAGGGAAUGUUGACGAGCUUCUUGGUGAAAUCUAUUCUUAUGGAUCCUACACACCGCUCGCAAAUCUUACGGUCGAGAUCGAGGGCUUACAGAGCUAUACUUCAUACUUUCGAGGCCUGGAUCUCGAGACUGGUGUUCAUUCAGUACGAUUCUCAAAUGAAACACAUAAAUUUGAUUCGUCUAUCUUCUGUUCUGAGCCGGAUGACGUUUGUGUCUACAAAAUCGCAUCAGAUUUACCACUCCCAGCAAUCAAGUUUGGACUAAGAAACGAUUACUUGAACUCUACUUUGGUCAAGACGGUCUGCAUUGGCAAUCAGCUUCAGAUGACCGGUCAUCUUGCUCAACCAGGUAUGCAAUUCGUCGGAAUUUCUCAAGCAGUUCAACCGGCUGCUGCCAAGUGUAUUGAGGGCUCCAUCAUCCUCCCAGAGGGGACGAUAGAUACUAGCGUCGCAAUUGUUGUUGGAGCUGGAUCCAACUACGACCAGACCCGCGGAAACAAAGCAGCCGGUUUCUCUUUCCGAGGCGUGGACCCAACUGCCGCAUUAAUGAAAACUGUUUCCACCGCGGCUUCACGUUCAUUCAAAGAUAUCUUUGCACGGCAUGUUCAAGACCACCGUACCCUGUUCAGCACAUUCUCUCUCAACCUUCCGGACACUUUCAACUCCAGCAAAAUUGAAACUGCGCAAGUCAUCUCAAGCUACAACAUAACAACGGGGGAUCCCUGGCUAGAAUCCCUGCUUGUCGACUACGGCCGAUAUCUCCUGAUCGGAUCAUCUCGUGAGAAAUCCCUCCCCGCCAAUCUCCAAGGAAGAUGGGCAGUGGACCAGGAUCCUGCAUGGAGUGCCGACUACCAUGCCGAUAUCAACAUCCAGAUGAACUACUGGGCUGCACCACAGGUCGGACUCGGGUCUCUACAACAAUGUCUCUGGGACUUCAUAGAACAGACGUGGGUUUCUUACGGGGAAGAGACCGCAAAAUUGCUAUACGGCGCGCCCAGCGGAUCAUGGGUAAUACACGACGAAAUUAAUACCUUUGGAUAUACUGCAAUGAAAAAUGACGCCUUGCAUAAGGACCUCUAUUUCAACGACGGCACAUUGGUGGUGAAUCCAUGUAACUCGCCCGAGCAUGGGCCCACGACCUUUGGAUGCUCCAUGUACCAACAGCAGAUAUGGGAGCUUUUCGAUCGCAUUCUAGCGACCUGGUCCGAGAGCGGUGAUGAUGAUCACGAGUUCUAUCAGAGUGUUGUGCAAGCCAUGACUCACUUGGAUCGGGGCAUUCAUAUCGGGUCUUGGGGCCAGCUACAAGAAUGGAAACUAGACAUCGACGUCGAAAAUGAUACUCAUCGUCAUUUAAGUGGUCUUGUGGGUUGGUACCCAGGAUACAGUGUCGCAAUUGAAGAAAGUAAUAAGACCAUAGCAGACGCAGUUGAGACAAUGAUGUGGUCUCGAGGUGAUGGAGAAAUCGACGCAAAUUCUGGGUGGGAGAAGGUUUGGAGAUCGGCAUGCUGGGCCCGUCUCAAUAACACAGAUGAAGCCAACUUUGAGUUGCGUUUCACUAUUGAGCAGAAUAUCGCAGAGAAUGGGCUUUCGAUGUAUUCUGGUCAUUAUACUCCGUUCCAGAUUGAUGCGAAUUUCGGUCUCGUUGCCGCUGUCACUGAAAUACUGAUUCAUGACCUGCCACAAGCUCACGGGGACCAGGGUGUUCAUACCGUGGUUUUGGGUGCCGCAAUACCUUCUUCCUGGGGAGGAGGCUCUGUAUCUGGGUUGCAGCUGCGUGGUGGAGGCUAUGUGGACUUUUCUUGGGACUCUGAGGGGGUUGUGCAACAAGCCUCUGUACACGGGCGAAUUAAAGCACUCAAAUUGCUGAAUGCGAAGGGAAAAGUGAUGGUGAAUUGA
Messenger RNA from Penicillium pulvis, 2193 nucleotides. Its product is annotated as glycoside hydrolase family 95 protein. Lineage: Eukaryota; Fungi; Ascomycota; Eurotiomycetes; Eurotiales; Aspergillaceae. The transcript has 2 exons. The record is from RefSeq and is a predicted model, not a curated record. Gene Ontology annotation, molecular function: alpha-L-fucosidase activity. The coding region runs from base 1 to 2193 and encodes 730 amino acids. Gene Ontology annotation, biological process: carbohydrate metabolic process.